GCGGGCGGCCGGCCGGGCCAACGAACGAGCGAAGUCCCGUUUUUGCUCGCCUUGGAAGCGGGGCGGGAUUUGUUCUGGAAGCCUCACCGCCGGGCAAGGAAGGCUCUUGGCUCGGGCUUGUAGCGCCCUGGAGCAAAAGCUGCGGAAUCCUUUGCUUGCUUUACUGGGAAUUAGUCCUCUCGAGCCAAUCUUGGACCUCACUUCCAAAUUACUGGAAUAAAAUACAUCAGAGCCCAUUGCCAUGACUUCAAAACGAAAAUUGGCCAAGUCUGGUGUCAGUAGAGAAAAUCUGUUACAAGAGUUACCAAAAACUAAGAAACCUCGGAUAUCUGGUAAGAAAAAUACCAUCCCCCAAGAAGGAGUUAUAGAGAACAACAGUGUUUUUGGGCAACUCCUCAAGACAGCAGGGAUCACACUGAAAGCUGGAGAAAGACAGAAUGAAAUAGCUGUGGAUGGAGCCAUUUUCCAGAAGAAGCUGCAGCAGGCCUUGAAGAGGCACCCUUCUUAUCCACAGAUUGUUGAGGAAUUAAUCAGUGGCUUGGAAUCCCACAUUGAAAACAGAGAUCAGUUCAGGAAUUGUCUUCUGCCUUGCAUACCCUCACAGAGUCAGGAAACAAGUAAUGCAGUUUAUUCAUAUUGUGAAAGCCUCAUUAAGCUCCUCCUUGGAGUUGAGAUGUUACAGCCUGCUGUUGUAAGAUUGUUGUUUGAAAAAUUUCCUGAAUUUUUUCACCAAAGUGUGGGCAGUGAUGGGCUCAGCUUGCCUCGGCUCAUUAUCAAUCAGUUAAAAUGGCUUGACAGGAUAGUUGACAGCAAGGAUCUUGUCUUGACAAUCAUGCAGAUGAUUUCUGUUUCUCCUCUGCCAAUCCAACAUGACAUUAUCACAAGCUUGCCAGAAAUCCUGGAAGAUUCCCAGCACAGUGAAGUUGCCAGAGAACUUAGUUCAUUGUUAAAAGAAAAGACGGAGCUGACUGUUCCAAUCCUGGAUGCCCUUUCUAGUCUGAAUCUUGAUGUGGGGCUUCUGUCUGAGGUGCGUCAGUCUGUCAUGAUCACAGUGCCUGCUGUAAAAGUGGAAGAUUUACCUGUAGUCGUUAAAUUUAUCCUCCGUUCUAUCAAGGCCAUGGAUGCAGUAGAGGUAAUUUCUGAUCUUCGUAAGAAGCUGGAUCUGAGCUCAUGCGUUUCACUUCCACGGAUUCAGGCUUCUCAGAGCAAACUCAAGAGCCAGCCCCAGACAAGUCUGUCUGUAAAUCAAGUGAGCAUUAAUCAGGACUGUGUCAAGCUCCUCUUUGAAGUUAUAAAGUCAGCUGUUAAAUUCCAGAAGACUAUUUUAGAAGGCUGGAUUAAGGCAAUUGAGAAUGUUGCUUGUGCCUCUGACCAUAAGGUUCUGGACCUAAUAGUGCUGUUAAUAAUCUAUGCUACAAAUACCAAGAGCAAGAAGCAAAUUGAAAGAGUGCUGAGGAGCAAGAUUCGGUCAGGCUUCAUGCAAGAGCCACUGCUGCGGAAUGCCUUCCGACAUCACUCACUGGUUAUGAGAGAUCUCUUCCCAGCCAUACUGUCAUUGGCUGAGAUAUUUGUACAUUCAGCAGACCCCUGCAUUGUCUCUUUUGGCAGCUGUAUAUACAAACAAGCAUUUACUGCCUUUGAUUCUUAUUGUCAGCAGGAGAUUGUGGGUGCUUUGGUGACUCAUGCAUGUGGUGGAAAUGAUGUUGAAGUGGACGUCUCUUUGGAUGUACUCAUUGACCUGGUGGCUACUCACACCUCAUCAAUAGUUCCAUAUGCUGUAUUUCUGAAGAGCAUUUUGGACUACAUGGACAAUCUAAGUCCACAACAAAUCCGGAAACUGUUCCACAUUCUUAGCAUUCUGGCGUUCAGCCAAGGUCGCAAAAGUGGCCACAUUCAGGACGACAUGCACAUGGUGGUUAGGAAACAGCUCUCCAGCACUAUUCCCAAGUAUAAGCGUAUUGGGAUUAUUGGUGCAAUUACCAUGGUGGGCAGCAUGGCAGCAAAGAGAAGUAAAGAAAAUGGAAAUCUAUUGGAACGAGCACAACUGAGCAAGGAACAAUGUAAACAGAUUAUAUCUUUGCUGGAGCUGGUGUGCUUCUGCUGUGAGCAGGUUCCCCAGGCCUUGGCUCUAUACUAUGAUGAACUUGCUAACUUGAUUCAGAAAGGGAAUCUGAAUUUGCAGAUCCUGGAGUGGAUUGGGACCAGUGUGGUGAAAGACUUUGAGAGUGAUUUUGUGACAGAUAUUCCCCCGACAGAUGAUAGUGCAUUCCUGUUCCCAGUGAAGGCCCUGUAUAAUUUGGAAGAAGAUGUGAAUGAGGGAAUGAUUGUUCUCAACUUGUUGCCUUUGUUGUCCCAGAGCGCUCUCAGCAAAAAUGGGAAUGAAAUAGCAGCCAAGAGUCAAGACAAAAGGCUAGUGUCCCCAGUGUGCUUGCCACCAUUCUUCCGGCUGCUGAGACUCUCCGUGGCAGAACUGAAUGAUGGGAAUAUGGAGGCGAUUGAUGCCUUGCUAGGAUGUCCUAUAUAUAUGACUGACUUGGAGGUGGGAGGAAAGUUAGACUCCUUAUCAAAGCAAGAGCGUGAAUUCCUCUGUUCGCUUUUAUUUCAUGCGCUUAACUGGCUCCUUGAGGUUGUGAAUGCCUUCUGCCAACAAGAAGACCUUUAUAUGAAAGGAAGAGUUUUGGCUCGGUUGCAAAAUAUUACGGAGCUACAGGGUCUACUGGAAAAAUGUUUAGCAGUAAGCCCGGGUUAUGUUCCUCCUCCUGCUAACUUUGAUUCUGAAACUGUGGAAGGGGUACCUGUUGUUACUACCAUUGGUCCCACCAAAAAGAAGAGCAAAGGGCAGAAGAAACAAAAAUCCAACAGUAGCAAAAACAACUCUAUAGACAACUCUCAGCUGGAUGAGAACACAGAGCCAAAUCAGCCUGAAGCUGAGACCAGCCAGCCAGAGAAGGACAUCCCAGAAAAAGAGGCAGAGAUCCCUUUGGUACAGCUGCAGAACUAUUGUGCAUAUUUCCGUGAAUUAGACUUUGAAGUUUUUGCUAUCCUUCACACUGGACUGCUGACCAAAUCUGUUCUGGAUACAGAGAUGAAUACAAAGACCCGUGAAGUGGUGCAGAUAGGGCCAGCAGAGCUCCUCUUCCUCCUAGAAGACCUGUGUCGUAAGCUGGAACGUAUGUUGAUACCAGCCUCUGCGAAGAGACCCCCUUUCUUAAAGGGAAAAGGAAGUCGGAAUGUUGGAUUCUCACAUCUUUGUCAAAAAUCGCCUCAAGAAGUGAUUGAGUGCGCUGUUGGACUCUUAAAGCCACUGUGCAACCACAUGGAAAAUAUGCACAACUACUUCCAGGCACUGAUUGCAGAGAACCAUGGUGUGGUCGAUGGGCCAGCAGUCAACAUUCAGGAACACCAGCUAAUGUCCUCCUGUUAUCAGCGGCUACUGCAAGGCUUUCAUCUUCUGUUUGCUUGGAGUGGAUUUUCUCAACAUGAACAUCACAGCUUGCUGAAAUCAGGCCUCCAUGUCCUUGCACACAGACUCAAGCCAGGGGAGAAGGAACUCCCUCUUGAGGAACUUCUCAGUCAGAGUUUUCAGUACUUGCUGAAUUUCCAGCACAGUGUUCCCAAUAUUUUGUGUGCUUUGAGCCUCACUCAGCUUCUUAUUGUCAUUUCUGGAAAAUCUGUAGUCAGCGAUAAAAUAGCUUCUGUCACUAAACGGUUCCUCUGCCAGUUGUGGAUGCAGCCCAGUGGCGCUCGUCAGAAGGGCCCCCAGUAUAACGAUGCUCUCCACACUUUGCUCUGUAUCCAUAUGGAACACACAGACAAUACACUGAAAGUCAUAGAAGACAUUUCCAGCGUUGGGAUUCCAGAGUUGAUUCAUUCUUCUAAAGAUGGGUACUCUUCUACUUACCCUACAUUGAACAGACAGACGUUUCCAGUUUUCUUCCGCGUGAUGAUGACUCAGCUCGAAGGCUCAGUGAGAAGCAUUCCUAUUGGAAGACCAUCAGACUCUAGUGAGGUGCAGCUGGAAAAGGUGCUACGCUGGAAUAUGGCUGUGCGGGAUUUCCACAUCCUUGUUAACUUAGUCAAAGUAUUCGACAGUAGGCCUGUACUCAAUGUUUGCCUGAAGUAUGGUCGCAUGUUUAUGGAAAUGUUCUUGAAGCUUGGCAUGCCUCUCUUGGACUGCAGCUUUAAAAAGCACAGGGAGGAUGUGCAGAGCUUGCUGAAGACCUUGCAGCUGAGCACCCGGCAGCUUCACCACAUGUGUGGCCAUUCCAAGAUUCGCCAAGACACAGGACUUACUAGCCAUGUUCCUCUGCUGAAGAAGUCCCUUGAGUUGUUUGUGUAUCGAGUGAAAGCCAUGUUGGCUCUCAAUCAUUGCCAAGAGGCUUUUUGGGUGGGCAUCCUCAAAAACAGGGACCUGCAGGGAGAAGAGAUCCUUUCACAAGCGUCCCAAGGAAGUGAAAUGGAGGAGGAGGAAGAAGAGGUUUCCAUGUUCCCCAGAGAGGAUUCUGAGCAGGAACAGGGGGAGGAAGAAGAUUCAGAGAGUGAAAACCAGACGAAUACCAAAGAUAGUGAUGGAGACAGCUCUGAUUAGACUGAACCACAUCACUAGGAUAACUUCUGUGGCACACUGUUGGAACUUGCACCUUGACGGAAUAAUACUGAAUGGACUAUAUUUGUCUGUAACCUUUGUGUCCCUGAUGUUCUUUAUAACUAGUCUCUAGGCUGUGCUAAAGCAAGAUGGAUUAUAGCCUGGACUAUAGAAAACAUUAUUUGAUUGACUUUUCACCUUCAGCUCUUUCUUUAGAAAGAUUUUCACCUUGAAAACCAAAAGAGAGCACUUUUUUUUUGCUUCAGCCUCUCAUAAAUUUAUCUCCCUUUCCCCCAUCAUGUUUUGCUCCCUGUUCAACCCUAACCUUUCCUCUCUGUCCCAUAGAUUUUUACAAGCAAAUGUUCAACCUUUUUAUCUGCAAUCCCUCUUUGUCCUCUGCAGCCCCUUGUACCUACUGAAAAUAUGUCCCUGAGGGUCUCCCAGCCCUCAGGGGCAUAUUUUUAGCAGACAUUGGGUGCUGCAGAGGGAGAGAGAAAUUUUAGAGUCAGCCCUCCCCUCUGUGCCUAAGCAGAAUCAUUCCUCUCAUGCCAACCUUAGAUGUCCUGUUCCCUAACCACGUAUUGGGCAGGAUCCAAACUGAUAGCUAAAGGAGGGAAAGUCAGUAUCAUUAUGGUAAUUAUGAAUGUCCUUUGCGUGGAGUCCAGCUUCAUUUCAGAACUUCUGUGACUGGGUUCUCUAAUGGGAGAUUUUCUUCCGGUGACUUGUGUUGGCAGCAGAAAAACAUAGGACAACUGGGAAAGCUGUUCAUGCUUAUUAGAGAUCCUAAGUGAGUGAAACAUGCUUUGCUGAACUGGGAUGGAUUUAAAGCUUUAAACAGGCUUAAAGUUAAGAUGUUGUUAGCAGCAUUGAAUGUGGUACUCUGUACUCAAUCGGAGGUACUAUGUGGUAGUUUGGGAUUAUAAAGGUUUGUUUAUACAGGUUUGUUUACAUCCCCUCUUGGUCAUAUUGCAAUGGAUGUAAUCCCCUAUUUCCAACCCUAAAGCAGAUCCCUUCAUUUUUCCUUCAAUGACACUACUUUUAUUUAUGUUUUGACCAAAGCUGAGAUGUGUGUACUUAGAUCCAUUGAAAUCAAUGGGCUGAAGUACACCUAACUCUAUCUUGCAUUGUGACCUUUGUAUUUAUGCACAUUUAGGAUGUGUCCUACUUUCUUUAAGAGAUUCUUCCAUAGAAAUUAUUUGGUUAUUUGAGCUAAAGUAUACAUUUCCAAUGUCUAUGUUUGGUCAUUACUAGAUUUCAGUGCUGAUGUGCAUCAACGUUGUGUUCUAGGUUUUUUGUGUACUACGUGUGAAAAUGUGCAUAAAGACCUCUGAAAAAACUGAAAAUUCUACCA
Molecule: messenger RNA, 5936 nt
Organism: Hemicordylus capensis (graceful crag lizard)
Lineage: Eukaryota; Metazoa; Chordata; Lepidosauria; Squamata; Cordylidae
Gene: FANCD2
Product: FA complementation group D2
Exons: 44
Coding region: 242-4588 (1448 amino acids)
Biological process (GO): interstrand cross-link repair; homologous chromosome pairing at meiosis; mitotic intra-S DNA damage checkpoint signaling
Cellular component (GO): condensed chromosome; nucleus
Molecular function (GO): DNA polymerase binding
Source: RefSeq, a predicted model, not a curated record